Vigna unguiculata (cowpea) is the source of this 936-nucleotide messenger RNA. RefSeq names its product copper ion binding protein. The record is from RefSeq and is a predicted model, not a curated record. NCBI's taxonomy places the organism in Eukaryota, Viridiplantae, Streptophyta, Magnoliopsida, Fabales, Fabaceae. Gene Ontology annotation, cellular component: respiratory chain complex I.
AGGAAGGAGUCGAAAUACUUGGUGCUAAUGCAAAGGCAAAAUAGAGUAGUUCCAAACGGUGCCGUAUAUGAACCCUCAACCACAAGGGAAGGGCUUCAACACUAAUAUAACUCACGUUGCUUCUGCUUCCUAAUCUCUGCGCUCUACUCUGAAUUCAGUCUGUGGAGAAGAAAUACAACUAAUUGCAAUGGCUGCGCGUGUGGCUGCACGGUACGGAUCUAGAAGGUUGUUUAGCAGUGGUUCUGGUUCUGGAAAAAUACUGAGCGAGGAGGAAAAGGCUGCAGAAAAUGCUUACUUCAAGAAAGCAGAGCAAGAGAAGUUGGAGAAGCUUGCUCGCAAGGGUCCUCAACCAGAAGCAAGCUCAGGGGGUUCAGUAACUGAUGCCAAACCAAGUGGCUCAGGACACACUGGAGCAUCAGCUGAAAGAGUUUCAACUGACAAGCACCGGAAUUAUGCAGUGGUAGCUGGCACCAUAACAAUUCUUGGGGCUUUGGGGUGGUACCUUAAGGGCACUGCAAAGAAGCCAGAAGUGCAGGAUUGAACAUUUCAGCUGUUCAUUUUCUCAUUUUGGUAUUGGUUGCAGCAAGUCGCACAAAAAUAAAUAACCACACUACUAACUAUGAUUUUAUUGCAUCGUUCUAUUAUCACGAAUUACUACUUUAAUGUUUUAUGUUUAAACAUGUUAGUGAUAUUUUCUCAUGCUACUUAGCAUGACGAGCAUCAAUUUUUUUCCCAAUCGUUCAAAUGUCAUUCACCAGCAGCGGGUGAGAGAUGGUGAUGAAAAAGGAGUGGAGAUUGUAUGUUGCAGGAGCCGCAAUUAGCGUAUGAAUGUAAUGUCUAAAGUGAAGGAUAUUUGGAAUAGUAAACGAAUCUUCAUCGAGAUAUAGUUUAAAUCUAUAUCGAUUUUUUUUUAUAAAGAAUUCCCAUAUUGACUGA